AUGGAGGUAUGGAUUCUCUUGACCGAAGAUCAAAGCGGCAGAUUGCUAAAUCUUGCAGGUGCUUUCAUCCUUGGAUACGCUGGCAUGGUCUCAGCCGACCAGAUCGAUGACUGUUUGGAAAGAGGGUGGAUUGUAGUCGCGCUCGAGCAUCGACUGUGUCCGCAAGUUGAUAUCUUUGAGGGCCCAGUUGCAGAUUGUCGCGACGCCUUGGAGUGGGUCUACAGCGGCGGCCUUGAUAAAGAGCUCCAUGCCCAUCAAGACAGUUCGACGUACGCAGUCGAUGAUGACCGUGUUGUGGCCUUUGGGACAUCCUCCGGAGGUUUGCUGGCUCUCGCUCUGGGGUUCAGUGUUAAGAGGCCGGUUGCUGCAGUUCUGGACCUCUACGGUGCUACAAAUUUUCGUGACGCUUUCUGGUCUAAACCUCUUCCUUCCAUAAAACCACCGGAUUGUCCGCGCGAGUUCAUCAACGAGGUAUACCAAGAGCGACCCGUUCCAAUUCGAGGCGGCGUUUCACUGGAAGGCCAGGCAAACGACGACAAGCCUCCACCUCUUCAACCGCGCGCCGCAUUUGCCCUUACACACAUCGCCAAUGGCACGUUGAUGGAUGUUUGCUUCCCUUCGAAAGAGUGGAAAAAGAUUGAUGCAACUCUAAAUGUUACGGAGAAAUUUCCACCCACUUGCAUCGUGCAUGGCAUUGACGAUGUCAUGGUACCGAUUUUUCUGAGCAAGGCCUUGUUUCGGGCCUUGCAGGAUGCCGGCGCCAAGUCUGAGUUUAUCGAAGUCCCAGACGAAGGUCACACUUUUGUCGGCAAGAUGAAGAAAGGGUUUCGGACUUGGGACCUGCAGCGCAAGGGUUUCGAUUUUUUGGAGCAUGUGAUCGGCACUAGUGACACACAUAUUAAGAAUACAACAGCCUACUGGCGGUACCGAAAUUUGUGA
Molecule: messenger RNA, 939 nt
Organism: Coniosporium apollinis CBS 100218
Lineage: Eukaryota; Fungi; Ascomycota; Dothideomycetes
Exons: 2
Coding region: 1-939 (312 amino acids)
Biological process (GO): proteolysis
Molecular function (GO): serine-type peptidase activity
Source: RefSeq, a predicted model, not a curated record